Molecule: messenger RNA, 494 nt
Organism: Eurypyga helias (sunbittern)
Lineage: Eukaryota; Metazoa; Chordata; Aves; Eurypygiformes; Eurypygidae
Product: 26S proteasome non-ATPase regulatory subunit 1-like
Exons: 4
Biological process (GO): proteasome-mediated ubiquitin-dependent protein catabolic process
Cellular component (GO): nucleus; proteasome regulatory particle, base subcomplex; proteasome storage granule
Source: RefSeq, a predicted model, not a curated record
CUGGAAUUAUCUCUCUUUUGGAUGAAGAAGAGCCACAGCUCAAGGAGUUUGCUCUUCACAAGUUGAAUGCUGUUGUCAAUGACUUCUGGGCAGAAAUCUCUGAGUCUGUGGACAAAAUUGAAGUUCUCUAUGAAGACGAGGGCUUUCGGAGCCGGCAGUUUGCUGCUCUAGUUGCUUCUAAAGUUUUUUACCACCUGGGAGCUUUUGAGGAAUCGCUGAACUAUGCCCUGGGAGCAGGUGACCUCUUCAAUGUCAAUGACAACUCGGAAUAUGUGGAGACGAUCAUUGCAAAAUGUAUCGACCACUAUACCAAGCAGUGUGUGGAGAAUGCAGAGCUGCCGGAAGGGGAGAAGAAACCUGUUGAUGAAAGGCUAGAAGGGAUAGUGAACAAAAUGUUCCAGCGGUGCUUGGAUGACCACAAGUACAAGCAGGCCAUUGGCAUUGCUCUGGAGACACGCAGGCUGGACAUCUUCGAGAAAACCAUCCUUGAAUCG